GAUGCUGAGGGCUGUCUCUUACAGACAAUACGGGCAGCGUUUCGUUCCAGGGCGUGCACCCCCCUCCUGGGCACCUUUCUUGCAACCGAGGCGGUGGAGCAUUGGACUUAGAUCUAAAGGAGCAAAGCCUGGUGUAUUUGAGGACCCUCAAAUGGGGUGGACUGGACUUCUGCCAAGUCCUCCUGACCCGACAUCACUACUGCUUCUGAGCAGUGAACUUCUACUGCAGUUUCAAAUCUGGACCACUAUUCUUGGAAACAACAUGAAGCCAGUAAUCGUGGUUCAUGGUGGAGCUGGUCGCAUCUUUAAAGACAGAGAAGACGGAUGUCGUUCUGGUGUCACCAGAGCAGCGCUGAAAGGUUACGGUAUCCUUAAACAUGGAGGGAGUGCAUUAGAUGCAGUGGAAGAAGCUGUGGUAGUCAUGGAAGAGGAUCCUCAUUUUAAUGCAGGUUGUGGCUCUGUGUUAAAUGAGAAGGGUGAAGUGGAAAUGGAUGCCAUUAUCAUGGAUGGAAAAAAUCUAGCCUCCGGAGCAGUAUCUGCAGUGAAAUGUAUAGCCAACCCAAUAAAGCUCGCUCGCCUCGUCAUGGAAAAGACAGACCACAUGUUGUUGACGGACCAGGGCGCCUCUGCCUUUGCUAGAGGCAUGGGAGUUCCUGAGGUUCCUGGAGAGAAACUGAUCACAGGAAGGUCACUGGAGAGAUGGAAGAAAAACCUUGAGGCUGAUUCGAACCCUCAACAGUUUCAAAAAGACCUUGGAACAGUUGGAGCCGUUGCUAUCGACAGUGCAGGAAACGUUGCUUGUGCAACAUCAACAGGGGGGCUCACGAACAAACGCGUCGGCCGCGUUGGUGAUACAGCGUGUAUAGGAAGUGGAGGUUAUGCAGAUAACAAUGUUGGUGCCACUUCUACUACAGGCCACGGAGAGAGCAUUAUGAAAGUGGUUUUGGCAAGACUUAUCUUGUAUCACAUGGAACAAGGAAAAUCGCCAGGAGAUGCUGCUGACUCUGCCCUAGAUUGCAUGAAAACUAGAGUCGGGGGAUUGGGUGGUGUCAUUGUGAUCAGCAAUUCAGGAGACUGGGCUGCACGAUGCUCCACCCAGGAGAUGUCCUGGGCUACAGUCAAGGAUGACCAACUGCACUAUGGCAUUCAUGCUGGGGAGUGGCACACACAACCUGCCGAAGAAGCUAUUAGCUCCCUGGGAUGCUAAGCAGAAGUGAAGGAAGUGGAAGUAACGCAGCACAAUCAAGAUUAUAGACCUUUGUCGGAAACUGAAUCUGUUGUCCCCUUUCUGAAAGGACCUUCUCACCAAAUUUCAGUUCAGAUAUUCACAAUGCUGGUCUUUUUGCAGCCAAGCUAAAAUCUAGAAUGAGACAUAGUGGGCUUAAGGAUGGCUUAUGUGAGCAUAUAUAAGAUAUCCAAAGGUUUGGUUUCUUAGUCACACAACUGAAUUGCAGAAAGUCACUAUGCACAUCUUCAGUGGGGUGUAUUUGAUGAGAUAUGCAGUCUUCACAAUGGCCAUUAUAUUGAAGGCAGCUUCUCCUAUAAUGCGAUAAUUCUUGGAAACCAGUGUCCAUGAUAGACCAAAUGUAGUCUGGUGCCCCAGAUCACACUUUCGCUUUUAUCUUAUGUGCCCAUGUCACAGUCCUCUGUAUCCCUCCAUCAUGCCUCCCUUGAACUGCUCACCUGGGCCUGCUCACACCUCGCCUGCCUCUGUCCUCUGGAUCUCUCCUGAGCCUGUGUGGUGUAGUGGUUAAGAGCAGUAGACUCAUAAUCUGGUGAACUGGGUUCGCGUCCCCGCUCCUCCACAUGCAGCUGCUGGGUGAC
Molecule: messenger RNA, 1824 nt
Organism: Podarcis muralis (Common wall lizard)
Lineage: Eukaryota; Metazoa; Chordata; Lepidosauria; Squamata; Lacertidae
Source: RefSeq, a predicted model, not a curated record